AAAUUAUUUAUUUAGUUGGCAACAUCUGUUUGGUUUUUGGUUCUAGGCGUUUGGUCUGCUGCCUGCUGAAAACAUAAACAAUCUUUAAUUAAUGUGUGCUGCUUCAAAAUUUCCUGAAAAUUAAAUAUAUGUUUCUUCAAAAACAUUGUUUUACAGUUUCGGAAAAGUUUCGUAUUGUGAAAUAUAAAAAACUAUCGUUGUUGAUAAGCGGUGACGGAACGAUAAAUUAACUAGAGAAACUUAGAACCAUCUUUGUUAUCUGUCCUGUUUAUUAUAAAUUUUAAGAACUUGUUUUUUGAAGAACAAUGUUUUAUACCGCCUCUAAUAUUUGAUUAUAGCACAAGAGUUUGGAAGAAUUUUGAUUUUUAGUAUUUAUUAAAUAUUGACAAUGUCUGAUCGAAGACAAGAAUUAGAACGGAAGAAACAAAAGCUUGCUUUGAUUCGUGAGGAAAAAGAAAAGAGAAGAAGAGAAAAAGCAAAAGAGGCUGAAGAGGCGUCAAAGACUCAAAAUGGUGCUGCCAAACCUGAUAAAGACUUGCGAGCUCAAACAGAAGAGUUAUUAGAAUCUUUAGGAAUUCCAGCUAGUGAAUCACCAGUUUCUCGUAUUGGCUCAUCUCCUCGAUCUGCCACUCCUGAGACAAGAAGUUCACCUCCUGAUAGUCAGCCUUCAUCUGCACCCCAGUCAGGAUCCUGGAACCCAAGGAAGCCAUGUCUAACAUUAGUUAGUGUUAACCAAGUUAAUAUUCCACCUAAAGAAAGAGUAAUUUAUAACAAACAAACUCAAACUGCAGCAUCAGGCCAAGACAGAGAAGCUCCUCAUGCUCCUGGUGGCUCUCAGAGCUCUUCUCCUUAUAAGGAUAAUGGCUAUCAUUGGAGGACACGUAAAGCGCAUCCUCUUGAUUAUUAUGUUUUGACGUAUGCUGAGAUGCCGGGGGAAGAUGAUGUUGAAGGAUCUUCUUUGGCCUCACAUGAUUUAGAUACUCCCCCUUUGUACACAAGUCGCCAUCAUCCCCUCAAAGGUUUACCCCAUGUUGAAAUGGUUCGUCCUGCACAAGACACAACUGGACUAUCUACAUCAGUUGAGUUAAAGAAGGAAGAAAAGAAAGUACGUGAUUUAAGUGAAGAAGAGAAAAAACAAAUUAUGCUGAGAGAAGAUUUUCAUCAGUUUUUUGAUCGAGCUACUCGUAUAAUUGAAAGGGCUUUGUGUGAAGAUCUUGACAUUUUAGUUGAUUACACUGGCAAUAUUGAAGAGCAAGAUGGGGACGAUAAAAGCGGCAUUAAAUUGUCAUUGAACAGAACAUUUUUUGAUGACAGAUGGUCCAAAAACCGCACUGUAACUAGUUUUGAUUGGUCAUCUCAGUUUCCUGAAUUAUUAGUUGCAUCUUAUAAUAAUAAUGAAGAUUCUCCUCAUGAUCCUGAUGGUGUCUGUCUAGUCUGGAAUAUGAAAUUUAAAAAAACUACUCCUGAAUACAUUUUUCAUUGUCAGUCUGCAGUGAUGUCUACGUGUUUUGCCAAAUUCCAUCCGAACUUGGUAUUAGGAGGAACAUAUUCUGGUCAAAUAGUGUUAUGGGACAAUCGUAGUAGCAAAAGGACACCUGUACAAAGGAGUCCAUUAUCUGCAGCUGCUCAUACUCAUCCUGUUUAUUGCAUACAAGUAGUUGGUACUCAAAAUGCCCACAACUUAGUCAGUAUAUCUACUGAUGGUAAAUUUUGCACUUGGAGUUUGGAUAUGCUUUCAACUCCUCAGGAUACAAUGGAACUGUCCCACCAGAAGCAGUCUAGGCCAGUUUCUGUAACAAGUUUAUCAUUUCCAUCUGGCGAUUAUAACAAUUUUGUUGUUGGGAGUGAAGAAGGAACUAUAUAUACCGCAUCUAGACAUGGAAGCAAGGCUGGCAUUCAUGAACUCUAUGAAGGACAUCAAGGUCCUAUAACUGGCAUCAGUUCACACAGUGCUCAGGGACAUAUUGAUUUUUCCCAUUUAUUUUUAUCCUCUUCCAUGGAUUGGACUGUAAAACUCUGGAGUUUAAAAGAUAGUAAACCUCUUUAUUCCUUUGAAGAUAAUGGUGAUUAUGUGUGCGAUGUUGCAUGGUCACCUGUACACCCUUCUGUUUUUGCUUGUGUUGAUGGAAUGGGCAGGUUAGACGUUUGGAACCUCAAUAAUGAUACUGAGCUUCCAAUAGUGAGUACUGUUGUGGAUGGCAAUCCAGCUUUAAAUAGAGUUGUAUGGACUCCAUCUGGUCAUCAGCUUGCAGUUGGUGAUGAUUUUGGAAAAGUUUAUGUGUAUGACGUUGGAGAAAAUCUUGCAUCUCCAAAGAAUGAUGAAUGGUCAAGAUUUGUUAACACAUUGCAAGAAUUAGAAAACAAUAAAGCUGAUCAAGAAUUAGAUAACCUUAAUAAUCUUACAUCUAGUAAUUCAUACAUGCUUCCUAUUCGUUAAAAAAGAUCUAAAUUGUAAUUAAAAAGGAUCAAAAUAGUUAUGAAAGAUUUUUUAUUUUAAAUCUUUUGAAUUUUUUUUAUUUCUAUGGAUGCGAAGCAUUCAUUCGAUAUUGAAAGGAAUUUUUCCUUUAUACACCAUCUCCUUAUCACAUAGCAUAAAAAAAUCUCUUUAUUAUGUAAAAAGGGAACCAUGUCCAAUGGUAAAAAAUUAAAGGGUUAAAAUUAUAAAACUACAUUUUUGUGUGUACCAUUUUUAAAAUAAAGAAUAAAAUUUUUAUAUAAAAUAUAAGAAAUCUAUAUUAAAAUAAUUCUAUGUUUGUUGGUUUUAAAUAAAUUCUUAAUUUAAAUCAUUUUUAAGCUUUGUUUACGAUACCAAUUUUUAGUAUUUCAUUUGUAUUUUUAUUUUAUUUUUUUUUUGGAUAUGUCACACUGAUUUGGAGGUUUCUAAUUUUGUUAUAUCUUAAGUUUAACAAGUAUACUUAUGUGCCAUAUGAGUUUUUUCUCUCUUUAUACAUUAAAUUGUCAACAUACUUUUUUUUUUACUUGAACUCUAAAACUGAGAUUGUACAUGAUAACGCAUUUUUUAUUUUAUAUUUAAAGAAAAAACACUUUUAUGGUUACCAUGUAUAAUAACUGUGAAAUGUUUCAUAGAAGGUAUUAAGCAAAUUGGAAGGAUAUGGUUGUUGUAUCGAAAUGAAUAGUCAUGAUUAUAAAUAAAAAUACGUUUCACAGUUCUCUCUUCAUAUAUUUUAUUUCAUAUGUAAUUGUCAUUUUAUUAAUUUAAGUACAAAACUGCAACCAAUAUAAAAAUUUUGAAGUGCUAGCUAUGUUUGAAAAAGUUCACUUUAACUGCUAAUGCUAACAUUAAAUAUGAACUCAUUGUCAAAAUGUAUUUCUUAGUAGUUUAAUUUUUUCUUAAAGCUAGUCUAAUGAACCAGAAAGAAAUGAAACUUUUUGUGCUAAAUUUUAUAUAAAAAUCAUUUUCAUGCAAUAUUAUGUUUAUACUGUUAUGUCGUUACCUUAAGCAAAACACUCUUUUUCAAUUGCUCUAAAUUUGAUUGUUGAUUUUGUUCAAAUUUAUUAAUUCCUGCUUUUAUCAACAUGAAAUUAUGAUCUAUAGUUUGCAAAUGAAUCUAAAUAAAAGUAUUGAAACUUC
Parasteatoda tepidariorum (common house spider) is the source of this 3592-nucleotide messenger RNA. The record is from RefSeq and is a predicted model, not a curated record. NCBI's taxonomy places the organism in Eukaryota, Metazoa, Arthropoda, Arachnida, Araneae, Theridiidae.